GUAUUCUCGAACAUCAAGAUGCGGGCAGCAUGGAAUGGCGACGUGUUAGCCGACUAGAUUAUUACACGAGCUGAUUUACACCCAGGACCAACAGGAAGGCAGAAUGAACUGGCACCUUAUUGUGGUGGGAUUUCUUGUCCAUUUGGUACUUUUCUAUUCCAUAUUUGAUAUCUACUUCACAUCUCCAUUGGUGCAUGGCAUGGCACCACAGAUAUCAUCUCUUGCACCACCCGCCAAGAGACUGGUAUUGUUUGUUGCUGAUGGGCUCAGAGCAGAUAAAUUUUAUCAAGUUUAUGAAGAUGGUGAGACAAAGUCACCAUACCUUAGAAAUAUCAUACAGAACAGCGGUACAUGGGGAGUGUCCCAUACCAGAGUUCCAACCGAGUCAAGACCUGGUCAUGUUGCACUGAUUGCUGGAUUCUAUGAAGACGUCAGUGCAGUAGCAAAAGGAUGGAAGGAAAAUCCAGUGGAAUUUGAUUCUGUUUUUAAUCAAAGUAGAUUUACUUGGUCCUGGGGAAGUCCAGAUAUCCUUCCAAUGUUUUCUAAAGGAGCGACUGGUAACCAUGUAUUUACAUCCAUGUACCCUGCUGAGAGUGAAGAUUUUGCAGGAUCAGAUCUGGCUAAGUUAGAUUUAUGGGUCUUUGAUGAAGUUCAGAAUUUCAUACAAAGCGCAAGACAGAAUCAGACGCUAUUGAAUAAGUUGAAAUCAGACAAGGUGGUACUGUUUCUACAUUUACUUGGCCUUGAUACGAAUGGUCACGCUCACAAACCGUACUCAGAUGAAUAUUUAGAGAACAUCAAAGUUGUGGACAGUGGUGUGGAGAAAACUGUGAAACUCUUAGAGGAAUUCUUCGCUGAUGGUCAAACUGCAUAUGUAUUUACCGCUGACCAUGGCAUGACAAACUGGGGGUCUCAUGGUGCAGGCCAUCCAAGUGAGACUCUUACUCCACUGCUGUCAUGGGGUGCUGGAGUUAAUAAAGCACAACAACCAAACUCAGAUGAUUAUCAGGAUGGCUUCCAGCAAGAAUGGAAACUAUCACAUGUGAAGAGGUGUGACGUGAAUCAGGCUGACAUUGCCCCACUCAUGUCAUCUUUGAUAGGAAUUGCGUAUCCUUUGAACUCUGUUGGUAUUCUGCCUUUGGAUUACAUCAACAACACGGAUCAGUAUAAAGCUGAAAACCUUCUGACUAAUGCGUUACAGUUGGUAGCACAGUAUGAGAAAAAGGAGUCCCUAAUGAAAGCUACCACAUUAUCUGUGUUUUUCACACCAUUUAAGCUGUUGAAGUCAAGCAGAAAAGUGGAUAUCUUAAGACAAAUACGAACCCUUAUGAGCAAAGAAGACUAUCAGGCCUCUAUUUUACUGACCAAGAAGUUGAUGUAUCAUAGCUUGGAAGGUUUGAACUACUACCAGACGUACGACAGAUUCUUUCUUGGAACAAGUGUAGUGAUGGGAUACCUUGGCUGGAUGGCAUAUGUUCUUCAGUUGCUUCUACGAGAACAUACAACAAUAACAAUCAUGCAAAAAACAACGUUUAAUAAAUUUACAAAUUCAUCAUUGACUGUACAGAAAGGCCGAAGAAUAAUAUUUAUGACGAUUGGUCUAGUCGUGGCGUUACUAUUGAUGUUACAAAGUUCAAAGUACAUGUAUUAUGUGUAUUGUCUUUUGCCAGUUAUGUUAUGGAACAAAGCAACACAACAUUAUCAAGUGAUCUAUGAUGUCAUUAAUUAUCUUUCACUUAAUCAUUGGUACUUGAUGCUGAUUGGUUACUGUAUUAUUGGUGCAGUCAGUGUUGAAAUAUUGGUUCUAAGUUUUUUCUAUAGAGAACUGAUGUCUGUUGGUUUGUUAGGGAUAGGUUUAUUUCCUCUAAUGACAUCACUGCGACAAUCAAAUAAGUUACUGGUAUUUUUCUGGAUGUUAUCUUGUGGUGUCGUUGCAGUGUUUCCAAUGCUACCAGUAGUUGAACGACAGUCAAAUAUCAACCUUGUUAUGCUGGCUGGAUUUCUUAUGCUUCUGUCAAGUGUUCUCUGUGUGUAUCUCCGACCCUCCCAAGAUAGAACGACAACACUUAUAUUAAUCAUACAGAUCCUCAUUAUUGGUGUUUCCAUGGUGAUCGUUUAUACAACAUCCUCAAGUUUAUCUCGAAAGGAAGGAACACCUUGGUACAACCAAGUUUUGAGUUGGACUAUUUUAUUUACGUCAUUGGUUAUACCAUCGCUGACGUCCAGACUCAUUCUCUCACGAUUAUUACAUUCAGUUUUAUCCCUGGUGGCACCAUUCCUUCUUUUAAGUACUGCUCAUGAAGGUUUGUUUUGCCUCGCUCUGUGUUAUUUGAUGUUUUUCUGGUUAGUCCUGGAGUACAAGCUUUCUAACGACUCACCAUCAAAGUUACAUACCAUGACAUUUGAUGAAGUGCGUAUCAUUGAAGAAACCAACCCACGCUAUUUGCAACUUGCUGAUGUCCGAAGAGGAUUUUUCUUUGUCUUCUUUGUUCUCACUAGUUUUUUUGGCACUGGUAACAUUGCUAGCAUUAACAGUUUUGAUCCUGCAUCAGUUUACUGUUUUUUAACUGUAUUCAAUCCAUUUGUGAUGGGAACUAUGUUACUUUGCAAGAUUAUGAUUCCUAUGAUGAUGGUAACAUGUACAUUUCAUGCCAUUCAUAUCACUCAACAAGUUCCUACAAAAAGUUUAUUCUUGAUUGUACUUUUGAUGUCUGAUCUUAUGGCUCUGCAGUUUUUCUUCAUGGUACGAGACACUGGAAGUUGGUUAGAAAUUGGAACAAGUAUCAGUCAUUACGUCAUUGUGAUGUGCAUGAUACUCUUUAUCAUGCUCCUCCUGGUGGUUGCCAAGUUAUUUACAACUGCUACAUUUCCAUGGAUACAGUGGUUGUCAAGGAAAACUCAUAUCCAAUGAGCACAGGACACUGGUUUUAGCCAACAACACACAUGUAAUUAAUCAAUUGUGAUGAGUUUCCAGUGAGCAAGACGAUGUACAGAAGAUGAUGGCUUUAGAGAAAAAUGGCAUCAAGUAUAAUUUUUAAAUAAUGAGAAAUAAAAAGACACUGCUUUUUUUUAAA
Messenger RNA from Saccoglossus kowalevskii, 3074 nucleotides. Its product is annotated as GPI ethanolamine phosphate transferase 1-like. Lineage: Eukaryota; Metazoa; Hemichordata; Enteropneusta; Harrimaniidae. The record is from RefSeq and is a predicted model, not a curated record. Gene Ontology annotation, cellular component: endoplasmic reticulum membrane. Gene Ontology annotation, biological process: GPI anchor biosynthetic process. Gene Ontology annotation, molecular function: mannose-ethanolamine phosphotransferase activity.